CAUUUAUCGCAGAUUAUAAAUUGUCAACACCUGAAACGGUGCAACAGUACAUUCGCUAACCUUCCCCAGUAGAUGCAGGUGGACGUCUCUUUUUUUAACAGCAGGCUACAUUUUAAUAACCGGAAUGUCCGAGGAGGCUGAAGGAGUGAUGACUUUGGAAGAAGAGCGGGAACUGGAUGACAAGGUUGUUAGUCCAGAGAAAGCAGAAGAAGCCAAGUUAAAGGCCAGAUUUCCCGGUCUCGGAGCCAAACACGGAAGCUCAGAUUUUCUUAAAAAAAGACUUCAGAAGGGGCAAAAGUAUUUUGAUUCUGGCGACUACAACAUGGCCAAGGCCAAAAUGAAGAAUAAACUCCUGCCAUCAGCCCCAACGGAGAAGGUCGAGAUCACUGGCGGUCAUAUCCCCACACCUCAGGACCUCCCUCGGAGAAAGACUUCCAUUAUGACAAGCAAACUGGCUGGCUGAUGGGUCUGUUUACAGCUUUACUACUAUUCCAACCACUUAAAAGCCACUUGCCUUCAGCAUUUCACUGUUUCCCUGCAUUCUUUUUUUACUUACAAACCAACCACUUAAAGAAAAAUGGGCCCUUCAGGCACUACAUUUGGAAUUUAUAUCUAGGUAAGGAGUACAUAAAUGUUUCAAGGUCAUACACUGUGGAUUGAACUAAAAGCUUGAGUGCACUUAAAUAGGGAUGGGUAUGAGUGCUGCCUUUUAUUUUGACUAUUGAAUUAAAAAAUACUGCUUUAAAAAAAUUGUCUAUAGAAACCACUUUAUAAAGUCAGUAAGUUAAGGAACAGCACAGUGACAUGAUACUUGAUGAAUGCAUUAUCUACAUUCAUGUUUCAAUGUUAAUUUUAAGGGCAAAUGCUGACACAUCUGUUGGAAAAAUAUUAGUCCAACAGCCCUUAAAUACUUCUGGCGGUCUGAUUGCAUACUGUCUGACUGUGGUUUGAAUAAGACACAAAAGGUGGGUUCAAUCUCAUUGUGACAUGUCAAAAUUGGCCUUAAUUGAAGUGAAAUACUGUUCUUGAGCAAUAUUUGCUCUCACAUGCGCAUCUUGCCACUGUUUGACUUGAAUCAUUAAUUUUAUUGAACGAAGCUCCCUGUAUUUGUUUUUGUAAAAAAUAAAAUAAUUUUGCAUAA
Molecule: messenger RNA, 1141 nt
Organism: Doryrhamphus excisus (bluestripe pipefish)
Lineage: Eukaryota; Metazoa; Chordata; Actinopteri; Syngnathiformes; Syngnathidae
Product: cAMP-regulated phosphoprotein 19-like
Cellular component (GO): cytoplasm
Molecular function (GO): protein phosphatase inhibitor activity
Source: RefSeq, a predicted model, not a curated record